Molecule: messenger RNA, 1878 nt
Organism: Dufourea novaeangliae
Lineage: Eukaryota; Metazoa; Arthropoda; Insecta; Hymenoptera; Halictidae
Gene: SerRS
Product: serine--tRNA ligase, cytoplasmic
Exons: 5
Coding region: 106-1596 (496 amino acids)
Biological process (GO): seryl-tRNA aminoacylation
Cellular component (GO): cytosol
Molecular function (GO): ATP binding; serine-tRNA ligase activity; tRNA binding
Source: RefSeq, a predicted model, not a curated record
UGGCAGAUCGCUGUUUGAAGUAGUUUGAAUGCUGUAUCGGCUGUAUAAUCCACGUCCACGUGUACAUUAGUAUAGAGUAAGGAAAACGAUUUCUAAUAUUUAAUAAUGGUACUGGAUUUAGAUCUGUUUCGAAAAGAUAAAGGUUUCGAUCCAGAAAAAAUACGUGAAAAUCAAAAGAAUCGUUUCAAAGAUGUAAAUUUAGUGGACACGGUAGUUGAAAAGGAUAAAGUUUGGCGUCAGUUGCGACAUAAAGCUGACAAUUUCAACAAAUUGAAAAAUGUGUGUAGUAAGGAAAUUGGAGAAAGAAUGAAAAAAAAAGAAGCAACUGGCUGCGAUAGUACUGUUCCAGACGAUAUUCUUAGAAAUCUGGACAAUUUAACGUCCGAUAACCUGAAAUCAUUAACGGUUGCACAGAUUAAGAGUAUCCGUAGUUGUAUCGAUGACGCCAUUACGAAGAACGACAAAGAUUUGAUUUUGACAGGAUUGGAAAGGAACCAUGCUCUCAAAGAAAUAGGAAAUUUUUUACAUCAGUCUGUACCGAUCAGUAAUGAUGAAGACGAAAACAAGAUUGAGAAGACUUAUGGAGAUUGUACGCAGAGCAAGAGGUACUCGCAUGUUGAUUUAAUCCACAUGAUUGAUGGAAUAGAUGGCGAACGUGGCACUAAUGUAUCUGGCGGACGUGGUUACUUUUUAACUGGGCCUGCAGUGUUCUUGCAACAUGCAUUAAUACAGUUUGCUCUUAGACAAUUGCAUACGAAAGGAUAUAAGCCACUUUAUACACCUUUUUUCAUGCGCAAAGAUGUUAUGCAAGAAGUAGCUCAGUUGUCUCAGUUUGAUGAAGAAUUGUACAAGGUGAUUGGCAAAGGCAGUGAACGGAGCGACGAUAAAGAAGUAGAAGAAAAAUAUUUAAUUGCUACAUCUGAACAACCAAUAGCUGCGUUUCAUCGAAACGAGUGGAUUCCUGAAAGUGCCUUGCCAAUUAAGUAUGCCGGAUUGUCGACAUGUUUUAGACAAGAAGUUGGUUCCCAUGGACGUGACACAAGAGGCAUUUUUAGAGUCCAUCAAUUCGAGAAAGUGGAACAAUUCUGUCUGACAUCUCCCUAUGAAAAUAAAUCUUGGCAAAUGAUGGAAGAAAUGAUCUCGAACGCAGAACAAUUUUACCAAGCUUUGGAAAUUCCUUAUCGUAUAGUAAAUAUAGUAUCGGGUGCACUGAAUAACGCUGCUUCCAAAAAGUUGGACCUGGAAGCAUGGUUUCCAGGAUCCGGUGCCUUUCGCGAGCUUGUAUCGUGUAGCAACUGUUUAGACUAUCAAGCAAGACGUUUACUAGUCAGGUAUGGUCAAACUAAGAAAAUGAACGCCAGUACAGAUUAUGUACACAUGCUGAAUGCAACAAUGUGCGCAGUCACACGUGUUAUAUGCGCCAUCUUAGAAGUGCAUCAAACCGAUUCGAGCAUUAAAAUUCCGAAAGUUCUCGCACAAUUUAUGCCACCCGAAUACGAAGAUGAAAUUCCGUUCGUUAAGUCAGCCCCUAUCGACGAAGCAGAAAUUAAAAAAACAAAAAAGACAAAGGAUCAAAAGGAUAUCAUUUUAGCUUAAUUAAAUUGUUUUAUCCGUCAGUUUGGAACAACAUAAUAUGUACAAUCUUGAUGAAAUCAGCUGCGAUUAAUCGAUAAUAAUCAUUCAAUUUCUAUUUAAAAUCGAAUAACGCUUUUCUCUUAAUAUUCGUUUUCUUUUAAAUUAUGCAUAUGCAACAGCAGCAGACUCCAGUAACUGUCCAUUUGUAUUUAUAAAACCGACGUAAUUUUGGUACUCAGGUACACACUUGUAAUCAUAUAAUAAAUGAAGCAGAAAGAACGGUAUAAUGUGUGCACAUUAUUG